ACCCACUGCCUGCUUGUUCAGCUCUCUACUAAAUUACUUGAAAGUGGUGGUUAUGAACAGUAACAGUACUGACUUCUGCCACACAUGUUGAAUUUCUAACUGCGCAGAAUUUAUUUUUGUGAAUUUUGGAGAUUUAUUCCCAAUGCUUAUUGUUGCGACGAAAAUUAGUGAAUCAUUCGUGAUGGCAGACCCUGAGAUGAAGGUUGAAGAUGACUUGGAAGACGGUGAGAUUGAGAGUGAUGAAGAAGAUACGUCUCACGCGCAAAUUGAAGAUAAAAAAGAAGAUAUUACCACAGGUAUAGGGGAAAAACACGUUGAAGAAGUUUUACCUCCACAAGAUGUUUAUUAUUCAAAAUCAGGUAAGAAAAAGAAAUCAAAAUCGAAGGAACAGAAGUAUAAAGAUAAAAGUAAGAAAAAUCGGAAAUAUGUCAAUACCGUCGAAGAUGAUUUUGCUGGAAAUAUUGAAAAAGCCAUCAGAAAAGCGAUGAAUAAGGACGAUUGUGGGGACAUUAACAAUGAAGAAGAAGGCGAGGAGCGUCGCAAACAUAAGAAAAGAAGGAAAUAUGAUAGUAAAGAUGGCCCAAGUAAGAAGCGUAAAAAACAAGAUUUCACAGAUGAAAUGGAUGAAAGCGAGAUGAUGUGUGUAAGAGGAGCGUCCCCUGUUCAGAGAGAGUCACCCAUUGAUAUGUAUGCCGAUGAUGACAAAGAUUCUUACGGUUCGGACAGCAGUAAUGAUUCACGGGGACAUCAACAUCAUCGACCACAGAGACAUAGGCCACCUCAACGAGACCGAAACAAAAAUAAUAAAAACGAGCGUAGAAGGCAAAAUGCUCAUCCAAUGCAAGAUCCCGAUGGAGUAUGUCUGUACUAUAUGCAAGGGAAAUGUCAUAAAGGCGACGAUUGUAUUUAUUCUCAUGACGCACAGCCUCCAAGAAAAAUGGAAUUAUGCAAAUUUUAUUUAAUGGACUGUUGUGCGAAACGAGAUAAGUGUUUGUACAUGCAUGCUGAUUUCCCAUGUAAGUAUUAUCAUACCGGUCUUCCUUGCAUAUAUAAAGAUGAAUGUAAGUUUGCCCAUGGUAAGCCGCUAACAGAAAAUUUGAAGAAUAUCCUUUUGAAACAUAUUGAAUCGGCUCCUAAAGAAAUUUUAGGAGAUUUUCCUAGGCUGAAUAGAGAAGGAGCACUAAAAAUGAUACAAACUACCCAGGCAAAGUUAAUGCAACAAUUUUCAGAAAAUUCUGACAAUCACGAAAAAAAUAUACCUUCCCUCUUUGAACUAAAUAUACCUAACCCACAGCAUAAUUCGUCGGAUCCAUAUAACAACGACAGACAAAAUAAAGUAUCUCCAAAAGUUCGCCAUUCUCGGUGGCAAAACGAUAAUUCUAAUCCAAAUUUCAAUCUUAAUUUGUCGCCAGGUGGAAAUAUGAAUGCGACAAAUGUUUUGAGCAUCAAAAAUUUAAGCGGAGUUUUAACGCCAAGACAAAUUUCUGAUCUUACUAAAAUGGGCAUUGACAAUCUAGAUCAGUUAGGACAACUGACAGUGUUGCAAUUAAAUAGUAUCGGAAUAUCUUUGAAACAAAUAACUGAAAUACAAUUGAAUACCAUGAGCAUACAAAAAUUAGGUCUUAUAAACACUAAUAACAUGGAACAACAGCCGUCGUUUAUAACUUCAACAACUGGAACAAAAGACUUAGAUUUAAGAGUAGCGCCACCUGUGACGAUAAACAGUAAUAUUAAUAUAUCAGCCGAGUUGCCUGGCAGAGAUGUUGAUAUGCGAUUUCAACCUUCAGUGUCACUUCCAGUCAGUGAAGAAUCUUCAGUGAAUUCAAUAACUAGAAAAGAUUCAUUACCUAAUAAAGACCUAAUAGAUAUCGAUCAAUAUACGAAAGAUGCUUUGAAAUACGCUACCAAAGAUAAAGAGAAUAUUGACAUUUCUAAUGAGACUUUUGAGAACGACAAAUCUCUUGUUUCAACUGAAACUAAAGAUGUAGAUCACAGGGUGCUUCCAUUUUCCGACGAAAGCACCAAAAUGGCACAGCCAGUUAUUGAGGAUAGCCUCGAAAAGAAAGGGUAUGAUACCGAUAUUAGAUUUUUGCGUCCUGAUCCUAUAUUUAAGAGUCCUGAUAAAAGACACCGACGUUCAACUACUGAUGAUGAGGAUAAUAAUUUGCUUAUAGACGAAAAGUGGUAUUCUAGUGACGAAGAAAAAUGCUAUAAAAGGAAAUCUCCCGCCUCUUCGCCGCAGUCAGCAAGUUCAUCUUCUCCAGCACCGGCGCCUCAUGUUAUUGAACCAUCAACGAUUUUAAGUAGAUUAGGAGAUCUUUCAAAAAUAGAUAUAAGCGAAGAGGUAACUAAGCUAUUACAUACAAUGAAAAAUAACUUGCACGAUAAUAAACCUGAACAUAACUUUGAUGGGAGUGAGACUUCUAGGCUCAGAGAUCCGCGGUCUAAAAAAUCUCCAGAAAAGAGCGUCGAUACCACAAAGACGGCAAAUAAAAAACUACCUCGCAUUUCCAUUUAUGAAUGCAUCGAUGGUGAGCCUACAGAUGGACGCCGCAGGACUGAUGUUGACUUACGAAAAACAGAUUUUCCUGCGUUUGGUGACACCGAUUUACGCCAGGGUGCCAGUGGCGAUAUCGAUUUUCGAUUAGGUUUACCUUUUAAGGCUAUACCGAACUAUACACCAGCUUCGGAAAUAGAUGGUUCAAUCAAUAGUCAUCCUCCUAUCCCUUAUAAACUAGUACCAAUACAUAUACCAAGGCCAGAUUACACGGAUAUAAGAAAUAGUACUGCUAAGUCUCAGGCAUUGGUAGAUCCACGACUUAGGAAAGUAUUUAGAUUAUCGUUAGAUGAAUCUAAUAGUGAUAGUGAAAAGUCAACAAAACCAGCUGCACCUGCAGGACCUCGUGUGGAUCCCCGAAGAAAGCAAUCUGAUACGUUAGAAAGUAGCAAUCAAGAAAAGUCUAAUUCAUUGGACAUACAAACAAUUUUACAAAAUUCUAAUUGGUUUAAAGGACUUAGUUCUACACAAAAAAUAUUAAUCAAUCAACACUUAAUGCCUGUAACACAGAUGGUAAAGCAGUAUCAACAAGAAAAAAGUGCUGGUAAAAAUACGACAUUAGAUCUCACAGCUGUUCAAAGCAAUACGGCAAUCUGUGGAAUAUUUACAAACUUAGGUAUAACCCUAAGUGAAAAUGGUGAUUAUACUUAUUUGCCUAAACCAAAGGAAGCCCUACUUAAGACUCCUAUUAAUUUCAACCAACCUGCCAAUCCGUAUGCCGUUAAUACUGGGGGUAUGGAUCCAUCAAACAUGAACAUGAUGAAUAUGCAAUCUAUGGGUAUCGGAGGUGUGGGCGGUAUGAAUAACAUGAACGUGGGUCAUAUGUCAGGUUACAAUCAGCCUAUGGCAGAUCCACGUACUGGGCCUACGCCUGGACUACUGGGUAUAGCUCCUAACAUUCCACAUAAUUUCAAUAAUUUUCCUCCAAAUAAUUAUGGAAAUAUGGGUUAUAAUGGCCCUAACAACUAUAAUAUGGAUGGAGAUCAAAAUUACCCGAGAUUUCCUCACAGAGGCGGUCACCGAGGUCGCGGCAAUGAUAGAUGGAACAGGGGUAGUUCCGGCAGAGGCCAUCGAGAUAGAAAGAAUUUCAAUGAGCGUGGCAACUGGAAAAAUGAUAGGCAUUAACUUUUUUCUUUUAUAAUUAGUAAGUUUUUACUUAGAAAUCCUUCCACAUGUUACAAAACGUGAUCAAGGUGAUAAUUAGUAAUGACAGACUUCUGUGAGCACUGUAUUUUAUAUAAUUAAUAUUGCAAGAUUUAAUAAGUAUUCUUGUACAAAGUCGUAGUGUAAAUAUAGUUUUUUUUUAUAAAAUAAUUAUUCGUUGUCGAGACGCGUAAAUAUGUAAAUUAAGGUAUAUAUGGCAGAUGAAAUAAGUUUUAGAGUUAGGUUCUCUUAUGAGCCAAAUAAUUUAAGACUGAGGGAAGUUUGCUAUUCAGAUUUAAGUUUUAACAAAGAUGAAACAAUAAUAGGAACUGCUAUUUCUACGUAGCCCGAAAUAUUUGGUGUCGUCAUUCAAACGACAUUAUAGGGUAUCUUUUAACAUUAAAUCACCUCAAAUAAUAUUAAUGGAGAAAAUCCAAUUAUGUCUUGCAAUUACUUUUCUCUUCUCUUAUUCUUAACGUUGUUAUUUAAUAAACCUCGAUGCUAAAAUAUAUUACCAAUACUCAGUUAGGAUAAAAAUGAAAGCAAUAAUGUAACAAUUUAUCUUCCUAACUCGUUGUAUUUUAUUACAGUAGGUAUUUGGCUAAUUUGUAAUAAGUAGUAAUUAUUAAAGA
This is a messenger RNA of Hyposmocoma kahamanoa, 4332 nucleotides long. RefSeq names its product protein suppressor of sable (gene su(sable)). Gene Ontology annotation, molecular function: metal ion binding; RNA binding. Bases 143 to 3682 code for a protein of 1179 amino acids. The record is from RefSeq and is a predicted model, not a curated record. The transcript has 2 exons. Gene Ontology annotation, biological process: negative regulation of DNA-templated transcription. Gene Ontology annotation, cellular component: nucleus. Lineage: Eukaryota; Metazoa; Arthropoda; Insecta; Lepidoptera; Cosmopterigidae.